Molecule: messenger RNA, 1864 nt
Organism: Cryptotermes secundus
Lineage: Eukaryota; Metazoa; Arthropoda; Insecta; Blattodea; Kalotermitidae
Product: zinc transporter ZIP1
Exons: 2
Coding region: 263-1555 (430 amino acids)
Biological process (GO): zinc ion transmembrane transport
Cellular component (GO): plasma membrane
Molecular function (GO): zinc ion transmembrane transporter activity
Source: RefSeq, a predicted model, not a curated record
AGCCCGGCCCUCUCCAGAGCACGAAUGGAGAACGUGCCUGAACUGACAGACGAGACCAUACAGCGAAUGCGGCCUGCUCGAUCACGUAGCCGGAGACCAAGUUUCGCAACGCAGCAGCUGGAGGACCCGUUAGCUACCUGGCCAGGAGGUCACGUGAGGGUAUGACGUAUUGUGCUGCACGCUGUACUGACCGACUGCCUGUCAGUUUACUCCACGCGACGAAGUGUGCAGUGAAGGGAAGAGUAGGGAUGUUGAAGUGAACAUGGAACUGGUGUCCACCAAGAUCGUGGUUCUGACACUGCUGGGAGUUAUCCGACUGUUCUUCGGCUUGGUGCCGCUCAAGAUCACGAAGAAGCUGAAGUUGUGGGGGGAGAGCGGUGUGUCAGAUCAGCUAGUGGAGCGGCGUCGUGCCCGGGUGGAUACUGCUAUAUCGCUGGGUCUCUGUUUCGGCGGCGGGGUUCUGCUAGCUACAUGCUUCAUCCAUAUGAUCCCUGAAGUCCGGGAGUCCCUGGAGGUUGUGAAACGCAGUGGCUUCAGCGUCAUCUCCCACGAUACCAGUUUCCCUUUCGCAGAACUUCUCAUCUGCUGUGGCUUCUUCCUCGUCUACGUGAUAGAAGAAAUAGCACACCGUUUGUUUGUUCAUUCAGAUCGCAAGGAGUUCUGCGUGAGGCCAUCUCUUCAGUACUGUUCUACCGCAGAAACAGAACUCAAGAAAACUGCAGACAGCACCGAAGACAAAUUUGGGUUCCAUAAUGACGCAGAUGCGCCACUUUCUGCUAAAAGUCGUCAGAGGUCAAGUGGUAAGAUAGUACCAGCGUCCUCUCAAGUACAUCUAAUCGCGUCGUCCCUGUCCCUGGAACACUCGCACUGCGCCACACUGCCUCAGCAGUCGACUGUGAUUAAUGUAGGAAACUGUCACCCUUGCGAUGGGAAAGCCACACCUGAGAUGCCACAUCAUCACCACAGUGGCUACGCGUUGGACAGCCUCAGUCAGGAGUCAAUGGUUGGAGGGCUCCGUAGAUUCCUGGUGGUCGUGGCCCUCUCUUUCCACUCGGUGUUUGAAGGCCUCGCUAUAGGGCUGCAGCACACCCAGCGUGACGUGUGGUAUCUCUUCACUGCGGUAUCCAUUCAUGCGUGUGCUAUUCUUUUCUGUAUAGGAUUGGAGCUAGUUACAUCGGGCAUCCGUCUGUUAAAUCUUGUGUUAUACGUUGUGAUACUGUCCCUCGUAUCACCGCUUGGUGUGGUGGUCGGUAUUUUGGUGACUGUGGACUCUUCCACCGAAGGCCCUGUUCAGGAUCUCGUAGUAGCUGUAAUGCAAGGCAUAGCAGGUGGAACUAUUCUCUACAUAACUUUCUUCGAAGUGUUGGAUAGAGAAAAGAGGAAGGAAACUGGGUGCGGUAUCAUCAGACUAGUCUUCAUUCUCGUUGGCUUCUCCAUGAUGGUUGCACUUCAAGCACUAGGUGGACAUGACCAUGUGAAAGGAGAAGGACACAAAUUUCAUGCCCCCAACACCACCUCCCAUCUCCGAAAUCACAACCAUGAUCACCACAAGUGAGAGCACCCAAUGCAGUUGCUGCAAAACAUGUCUUCCAGCAAGAAGGUUAACAGCUGUUGCACAUGUAUGGAACCUCAAGGGACAGUUAAUAUACACAAACCAAAACGCUGUUUCUGUGAUUUCUAUGAUCAAUUCAGUAUUUCCUCUCUGUCUGUUAGACAACUUCUGACAAGAAUCUGAGCUUUUGUAGGUAGCAUGCUGGAAGUUCUCACACCUUUGACAAACAGCACAGUAUUAUUAGAAAUGUCACUACAUAAAUUUGCAACAUCAUGUAAAUUGCUCACUGGAAAUACAUAAUUUUGAAGUUAA